UGGUUUUCCAUUAUUGAUCUCGUUUAUCCUAAAAUUGUCAUAUAAAUUAAGAUUCUAGUUUUCUUGUGCAGUUUCUUGGUGCUUUCUUGUGUUAUUUAUAUACACUCCUACUUGAAUGAAUGACAACAAGGAAGAAAUUAAAACUGUGAUGCCGAUUAUUCUUCUAAUAUUUUUCUUAUUCCUAUUCUCUAAUUUCAGAGCCGAAGAGCUAACGUUCGACGUAAGGCAACAUCUCUCCACUGUUACCAGGUAUGAUGCAUCGAAAGGUGGACGUAAUAGUAACCAUACUGUUCCUCCUCGUCCUGAUGGAUGUGUUCCCAUUCACUUAAAUCUUGUGGCAAGGCAUGGAACUCGUGCUCCGACCAAAAAACGGAUCGAAGAGUUAAACAGCUUGGAAAAUGAAUUAAAGAAGCUCUUAGGAGAUGAUGUAGGAAUUAUUGGCUUGUCUCUUCACCAAGUUCCUUCUUGGUUGAAGAAAUGGAAAUCUCCUUGGAGUGAAAAAGUAAAUGGUGGAGAAUUAAUUCUUGAAGGAGAGGAAGAACUGUAUGAUCUCGGAAUUCGAACAAAAAAAUUGUUUCCUGACUUAUUGAGUGAUGACUAUCACCCCAACGUAUAUACAAUCAAAGCAACUCAGAUUGAUCGAGCAUCGGCUAGUGCUGUGGCAUUUGGUAUGGGGCUAUUCAAUGGGAGUGGAAGCCUUGGUUCAGAUCGUCAUCGGGCUUUCUCGGUCGUUAGUGAGAGUCGUGCUAAUGAUACAAUGCUAAGGUUUUUUGAAUGUUGUCGAAGAUAUAAGAAAUACAAAAAGAAACAGAAACCUGAAGUGGAGAAGCUUAAGGAACCUGUACUCCAUGAUAUAACUAAGUCACUCACAAAACGUUAUGGUCUAAAUUUUACUCAGCAACACAUUUCAUCUCUUUGGUUUCUUUGUAAGCAGGAGGCAUCCUUAUUGAACAAAACAAAUCAAGCUUGUGGAUUGUUCAACCCUUCCGAGGUUGCUUUGUUGGAGUGGACAGACGAUAUAGAAGUGUUUAUGUUGAAGGGUUAUGGCAAUCCAUUAAAUUAUAGAAUGGGAGUUCAUUUAUUGAAAGAUGUUUUUGAAUCCAUGAAGAACGCUAUCAAAGCCAAACAAGAUCCUGGAAGGCUUUAUGAGAAGGCAAGACUUCGUUUCUCUCAUGCUGAAACUGUUAUUCCAUUCACAUGUUUGCUUGGGCUCUUCCGUGAAGGAGAAGGAUUCUAUAAACAAAUCCAAAAGAAGCAGCCUUUAGAACUUCCUCCUCGGCCUCCAGCUACUAGAAACUGGAAGGUAAGCAAUGUUUCACCUUUUGCUGGGAAUAACAUGUUGGUUCUCUAUAGCUGUCCUGUUGCUGAUUCAUCCGACGAGUACUUUGUUCAAGUCUUGCAUAAUGAAGAGCCCAUAGCAAUGCCGGGUUGUGAUGGGUCGUACUUUUGUCCCUUCAACAUAUUCAAGGACAAAAUUGUGGAUCCUUCUCUUAAGCAUGAUUUUAAGAAGUUGUGCACUCUAAACGAGGAACAACCAACACAGGUGCUUGAAUCAAGUAAGUUAUCAUUGUUCAAUUGGUUCUUCUGGCUUUUCAAUGAUGAUAAACAACCUCGAAAAGAUGAAUUGUAACGAAUGUUGCCUAGCUGCUUGCCUGUAUAAUCUCUGUUCUUUACAAUAUAUUGUUUGUUUUUCUUAUCACUAGUACAAACUUGGUAUUUAAUAUAGGUUAAAAACCGACAUUAUAAAUACAAUGUCGGUUCUAAGCUAAUAUUAUAGAUUAUCAAAAUUUUAAUGUCAAUUAUGUUGGAUGUUACUUAAAAACUUACCUUGUA
Messenger RNA from Cucumis melo (muskmelon), 1833 nucleotides. RefSeq lists its product as uncharacterized. The transcript is spliced from 11 exons. Gene Ontology annotation, molecular function: acid phosphatase activity; inositol phosphate phosphatase activity. NCBI's taxonomy places the organism in Eukaryota, Viridiplantae, Streptophyta, Magnoliopsida, Cucurbitales, Cucurbitaceae. The coding region runs from base 116 to 1630 and encodes 504 amino acids. The record is from RefSeq and is a predicted model, not a curated record.